AAUCCGAACGAACUUAAUCAUCAUGAUUGAAGUAAACAUUCAACAUGGUAGCUAUUUCGUUAUUAUCAUCCGCAUUUUAGGUCAAAUUAAUUGUUUACGAUGAGUGUAUAAAGUUUAGGUCACUUGUUAAUAUUCUGCGAAAAUGUCGUCGGAAAGGGUGGAAUGGGUGGAAAUUAUAGAGCCCAAAACAAAGGAGCAUAUGUAUGCUAACCUCACAACGGGAGAAUGCGUUUGGGAUCCACCGGAGGGAGUUAAAGUAAAACGGACAGAUUCAUCACAAUGGUGGGAACUUUUUGAUAUUAAUACACACAGAUUUUACUAUUACAAUGCUUCUACACAGACAACUGUGUGGCAUAGACCCACAGACUGUGACAUUAUACCCUUAGCAAAAUUACAAACUCUGAAGCAAAAUACCGACCCUCAGAAAAGAAGAGAAACCUCUACACAGACUAAUCUUGCUGCUCCUCAGGUGCCACCUACAAUCGAUCCAGUCAGCAGUAAUGGGAACAGUACUGUUGCAAGUGCCAGCAAAUUAUCACCAAGCAAUGCUAAAAAUGUUACCAUUACACAGACUAGUCCUGUGCGCACUAGGAGAUCACAUUAUCACCAUCGGAACAGCGGAGAGAGUCGACGUGGUAGGUUGAGUGAAGAUGGUACUACACAAUUGUGUCGGCAUACAGACUCUGGCCGCUCGUCAGAUAGUAGCCUUAGUAGUGCCCAGCAGCGACGGAAACAGGAGAUGACGGCCGCGGCCGCUUGUACGCCGCAGUUGCGAAAGCGCACUGCCGCGCCCGCGCACCCAUCGUUGCAUGAACCCGAUAAGUGGUCGCCACACUCAGGUUUAAACAGGAGUGGCAGUUUUAUAUCGCCCCGUAAGGACGCCUCUGAUGAUUCCAUGCAUGAAAAGUAUUUCAAAUCUGUUGAAAGUACACCAUUAACAAGACGCAAGUUAAAGCAGCAAUCAGGUGGCGGUUCUUCAUGUGACUCAGCGUCGCCUCAGAGUCCGAGUAGUCCGUUGCAGAAACCGCAACCUACACCAUUCUUGCAGACGAUGUCGGCGCGGCCCUCGUUGGUAUCGUCGAUAUCUCUGGCGACUGAAGCAGCUGGCGGUGGAUCGCGCGUACUACACAGCCUCGAGCGGCCACACCAGCUCUCCCGGCAUGCACGCGAGAGGUACUCCGACAGGCAUUUAGACAAAGACCGCUUAGCUGAGUUGGAGCGAAUGGACCGGUAUCCUGAGAAGCAGGCGGUAUAUAGUGUAGACAAACCUUUCCGGCAGACGAGCCUCGAUCUGCGCCAUAACGCCGCCAAUUGGCAUCCUGCUAGAGAAUUCACUAGGCGUCAACAAGCGGAGCCGGAGCGGUACUCGUCGAGCAAGGCGUCGGUGACGUCGUCGUCCGGCAGCGGCAAGCAGCGCUCGCACGAGCCGCACCACAACUUCAUGCGCCUCUCGUCCGCCAACGAGCAGGACAACAUCGCCGCUGUUAAUUACAAAAUGAAAUGCGUCAGCUUAGAGCCUCCGCUAACUGAACCAAAUCUCCAGAAACAUAAUCAGCGUCUUGAAAGAAACCCUGCACCGCGCGACCGCACCAAAUCUCGACGUCACAAAAGGCCAGUGGAUAUGGAGGAAGUACCAAUGGAUGGCGAGGAGGAAGAGGAGGAGGGAGGAGGCUCCCCCCUCUACUGUAACUGGGAUCUACGCGGCAUGCAGCAUCUCCUACCACUUCAGGACUACAUCAUACAGCAGGCCAAAUUAUCAAGUCGUGGUCGAUACGGCGGGUCGGGGUCGGACGGCGAGUCCGGUUCGUCACGAUCUCACUCGCGGUCCGGCUCUGAGUCCCGCUCGUUAUCGGGUCACGAGCCGGACAACGAGUCGUCCGACGGCGGCGCUCGGACGCCAGACGAUGACGACGGCUCCGGAGUUUAUCUACCGCAUUCUUAUGCGCACCGCCCGUCCGACGUCGAGUACAUGAACCACGGAGUCUCCUAUUAUAAUACGUUUGUUGGUUUCGACCGGGAUCGACAACCCUCACCGGGAAUACAUAGGACAUCGUCGCUGGGUGGCGGCGGCACGGGAGCUGGUAGCGGAGCGGGUGGUGCGGGUAGCGGGGCGGGUGGCGGAGCGGGAGCGGGCGCGGGCGCGGAGGCGGGCGGCGCGUUGUACAGCCCGGUGCGUGCGCACGCGCACUUCACACGCCCGCCGCCUCCCGAACAGGACAUCGAGAUAUUCGCCAAGGACAACCUUAACUUCAACAAGGGCAUAUUUAGGAGAAAAGCGUCAGUUCGGGAUAUGUUGUCGUGGACGUCAUCGUCAAUCAGCGCUCCCAUGGUGGGCGCGGAGUGGGACAAGGCGCACAAGAAAGCAGCCAUUGAUCUGUUCCGAUUAGUGCAGAUUUAUAUGGGCGACCGUAAGGCGCGGCCCGGCAUGACACUAAACUCCGUCGCCCAGGAUAUAUUGCACGCCACGUUUACUAACGAAAAGUUGCGGGACGAGUUGUACGUACAGUUGUGCCGGCAAACGACGGAGAACCCUCUGCGGGAUUCGCUUCUACGCGGUUGGGAGCUCUUGGCCGUGUGUCUCGCCUUCGUGCCACCUUCCCCUGCCUUCCAGCCCGCGCUCACCAACUACGUUAAUCGGCACCGGGACCCUGCCUUCGCGGACGCCUUCCCUGAGGUUGGUAAAUGGCCAAUCCACGUUCAAGUAUCACACUAUGCUGGCGUCGCGUGCAAGCGGUUAGAAAGAAUCGGCUUUGGCGGAAAAAGGCAACCACGGAAACCAUCCACUGAAGACAUAGACCAGGCCAGAAUACAAAUCUUCCGGCAAUCAAUGUUCGGCAACACGCUAUCGGAGGUGAUGGCCCUGCAGAAAGAGCGUUUUCCGCACCGGCAGCUACCGUGGGUACAGGUGGCGUUGUCACAGCAGGUGUUAGCCCUCAGCGGCCGCGAAACCGAGGGCAUUUUCCGUGUAUCCGCUGACGUGGACGAAGUUAAUGCGCUUAAGGCCAAGAUCGACAAUUGGGAGUUGCCGGAUGCUUCCACAUUGACUGAUGCGCAUGCGCCGGCGAGCUUGCUAAAGCUCUGGUACCGUGAGCUGUACGAGCCGCUUAUACCGGACGCGCUCUACGGUGCCUGUGUGGCAGCUGGCACCGACUUCGCCGCCGCUACACGUGUCUUACAGCGUCUGCCGCCUCUCAACCGCCUUGUACUCACAUACCUGAUCAGCUUCUUGCAGCAGUUUACCGCACCAGAAGUAGUAAGUCAAACCAAAAUGGACUCCGCAAACUUGGCAAUGGUGUUUGCGCCGAAUUGCCUUCGUUGUACUUCGCAGGACCCGAGGGUCAUACUAGAGAACGCGCGUAAGGAGAUGACAUUCCUGAAAACUCUUAUCACCAACUUGGACACGUCUCAUGUGCAAGAUCUCCUGUGACCGAUGAAUCUCAGUUAUUGCAAUAACAACGUCGUUUCGGAUGUGACGUACUGACUGCAGAUGGCGAUGGUAUGCAUUUAGGAGCGUUCAUAAUUUUAGUUUACAGAAGUUUGGCAACGCCGCAUUUAACUGUGUUUUAAAACAAUUUUAAAUUUCAAUGUUUCUGACUGAUUAUUUACAAAGUGUUCUGACUUCAAACUAAAAUGCUAAUUAUAGUAUAUGUUACAUAUAAAUCUACCACAAAAAACAUUGCUCUCCACAUUUUGUUUCGAAAUUUUUCAAAUACAUUUUUGUCUUCAAAAUCUAUAUUUUCUGUGACGAAUAUUAUUGCAUGACUGAAAGUUUAGUUCGCUAGUAGCGAACUUUUUAAAUAAUGAGUCAGAAACAUUAAAAAUUAUUAAAUUGCUUUUAAAAUUGACAAUUGCGACGUUGCUACACUUCCACAAGCUAAAGUCCUGAAAUCUCUUGAAUAUUGUAAUAGAUUUGAAAUAGCUAAUUCGGAAGUGGUUGUUCGUUCGAGUUGCUCGCAUCGAGUGACUCGUCGUUGGCGACUCACCCGCUGACUUCACAAAUCGUUCACCACAUCAAUAUUUGUAGAUUUAUAGUAUAUUAUUAUUAUUAUAGCUUCUGAAGGGCAGCUUGUGUGGUGAACGAGCAGAGUAUCUCGAUAUCAUUGUAUAGAAUGUGUAUGUAUACUGCGUUGAACCAAACAUUUUUAUGUCUAGUCUAUAUGAUUUCUGUUGAUUACUCUGUGCAGAAUGUAGUGUUGGAGUGACGUGGUAUACGGGCAAGUUUUUUGACUUCCCUCAAAUUAUAUUCGACAUUCUUGUAUAUUUUUUGUAUUUUUGUAUGCUAUAUAAUAAUUUUAUUUGGUUGUAUCCAAAGAUAUUUAAUGAGAUGUGAUUUUAAUUAUAUUAGACUUGAGCUUUACAAAAGUGUAUGUGCAAUGUGUUUCGAGCGGAUUUGUUAUUGAGACGAUUGCAUGUUUGUUAUUAGUUACUACUAUUGUUUAGUGCGCCGUUUCGACGCAUUCGUUUAAGCGCAGAUAUUAUUUUUCUAACUAACAAAAUACUUAAAACGAUCUCUGUCAGUGAACUAUGAUUUUAUAUAAAAUGUGAGGUGUGGCAAUAUUGUAAGGAAUGUUUUAUAGCAAUAUAAUGUGUUGGACAUAUAGUUUUAUGAAACAAUAUUUUAAACGGGUAAUACUGUCUAUAUAAUUUCUCGUCACGCAAACGUGUAUGUGAUGAGCUAAUUGCUGAGUUUCUGCAUUAUUUUUUUGACUGCAAGCCUUUGACGAUACCUUUUCUUUGCGAACAAGAGGAAUUGCAACUAAACAACUUUAGACAUAUAUUUUUUUUAAAGUAUUAGUAACUACUAAAGUAAUAGUGAUGAAAACUCAAUGGAUCACGAGGGUUAAAACAGUGAAUUUAUAAGAAUUAUAUGAUUAAUCUCAUAUACCUACUUGAGUUUAUAGAUAGCCCGCGCAGAAUAUCGCUCGUAAUAUUAUGACAGGUUAUACGAAAUGAAUCGUAUUACAUUUCGCGUAGUCUUUUAAAUAUUCAGAUUAAAAACAACCCUAAAACUGUUACUGUAUUGUUAUUGUGGGAGGAAUUCUUUUGGAUUCAUUAAACAAUAAUGUUUUAGCAUUAUGUAUUACUAUCGGGUUCGUAUUAAAAACAUAUAUAUUACGACAAUUAAUUACAUUUUGAAUAGUUUGUCGAGACAGAUGUAUACUUAGAAUUUAUUAUCUAGGUGUGGAAACAAUUAUUGUAAGAAGUUGAGAAAGGCGGUUUUAAAGAAUAAAUAGCGAAUUUUGUUUUAUUAGGUUUUUUUUUAAACUACUUAUACAUUCUGUAGUUAUUUGGAAAUCAUAGUUUGCUGAUAUCUAACUAGUAGUUGGUACCAAUACGAAAUAUAAUUUUAGUUAAGGAACAAUCACAAUUAUUUUAAGUGUGACCAUAGCAGAAAAUCUUUAAAAUAAAACGAUAUAAAAGUACUACAGUUCGCAGAAGAUAAUUAUAAUUAUAAGCCUUUCUUAUUUGGUCAAUAAUAUGAUGUCAAUUUUAGAUUUGUAAAAGGCGGAAUUUCAAUUUGUCAGUAUUUUUAGUUCGUACUUUGGCACUUACUCGAUACCUACAUACUUUGUAACAGAAAGAUAUAAAACAGAGAUAUAAACAAUACUAUCUCAUUUUACUUUAAUUUCGGUAAAUGAAUCUCACUUCUCGUGAUGAUCGAUCUGGAUAUGCUCGCCCAUAUUUAAUUCCUAUUUAUUUAAGAUACAUUUUCAUGGUAGAUACCUUAUUUAAUGGGUAUAUAAAUGAAUUACAUGCGAUAGAUAAAAUUGAGAUAACUGAAAUAAUGCAGCAGAAUCAUAAAUACAACAAGUCAAAUUAUUAACUUGAUUCAUUUACAUUUUCAUUUCAUGUUAUUGACCAUGUAUGGACAGUUUUAUUUUUUAAUUAUAAGUAUAGUUGCAUAAAUAUUUAUAAAAAUUUGAUAAUUUGGUUUGUUUUCUAGUAAUGAAUAAGUAAAAUAUAACAAUAAGAUGUUCUUUUAAAUGAUUUUUUUUUAAAGUAUUUAAAUUAUCAAAUUAUUUAGCAAAGGCAAAAAUUAUUCAUACAUAAGUACGAAGUCUAUUCCGGUAUUUUAUAUAACAUGCCAAUUCGCGCGUGAUUCUGCUGCCUUGAUAUCACACUUUGGUAGCUAUAAGGCAUUAGUCACUAAGUGAAAUUAUAAAUUUUAAGCCAUGCGAUUCUUUAGAACUCUUAUCUGAAUCUGUGAUGAAAUCACCUUUUAGAAUUUUAUAAUAACAUGACAGCAAGUUUUAUUCCACUUUUCAAUAGUAGAAAUGACGAAAUGAAAUAUAAUCAUUUUUUGUUUAAUAAUUUAAGUUCAAAGAUUAUGGAUUUAGAUAAUAAAGAAAUUAUUAUUGGUUUUAAUCGCAAAAUAACACAGCAGGUUUAAUAAUGCAGUUUCAGUUUUAUUUGAUGACACGACGAGAGAUUCAAAGUUUUAAGUGACGAUUAUAUCGAUUUGAGAUUCGAUAUUGGAGAUUUUAGAAAAAACAGUAAUAGUCAGACAAUAGCAGCAGGAUGUAAAUGUAGAUAAAAUUUGGAAUUAUCCGAUUGUUUGAUCAACUGAGAAUUGUAGGAUUAGAAAAAUCUUUUAUAUCACACACCUCACGGAUACAGUAUAUGUCUAUUAUGUUGUUGCUAGUAUACUUUUUUAAUAUUCCGCAUUUUCUUUUUCAUUCUUCCCUUUAAUGAAAAUUUAAUGCAAUUUUACAACCAUAUAUUAAUUUAAUAAUACGUAUAAUGGAUUAGUUUAGCUAGGGGAAUAGAACAAA
This is a messenger RNA of Galleria mellonella (greater wax moth), 6773 nucleotides long. It is a transcript of the gene RhoGAP93B, whose product is annotated as rho GTPase-activating protein 39. Gene Ontology annotation, biological process: signal transduction. The transcript has 22 exons. Lineage: Eukaryota; Metazoa; Arthropoda; Insecta; Lepidoptera; Pyralidae. Gene Ontology annotation, cellular component: cytoplasm; cytoskeleton. The coding region runs from base 143 to 3427 and encodes 1094 amino acids. Gene Ontology annotation, molecular function: GTPase activator activity; protein binding. The record is from RefSeq and is a predicted model, not a curated record.